AAGCUUCAAAAUUUAACCUUAUAUAUAGAAGCCUCAGGACACCUUACUCAAAGCUUUCUUUAAAACACCAUUAUGGGUUCUUUAGCGGGUCAUGUCGCACCAGGCAUAGCCUUCGUGGUACUUGGCUUGUGGCAUCUUCUGAAUCACAUCAAGCUCCAUUCUCUCAACUCUACUUCCUUCACUUCAUCUCCGUGGUUUCCUUGUGCAAAAAUAAGAUAUAUUGAGCUUUACUUGAUUAUGCUAGCAACCUCCAUUUCCAUGGCGAUUGAACUUGUCAUAGGUCCUCAAAAACACCACCCUUUUGACACCGAUGGCACCAUUCCUUCAAACCAUCUUCGCAACUUUGAACACGCAACAAUCUCUCUCACUUUCUUCACUUAUGCAGCUUUCGCUGUUAUUCUCGAUAGAAUGAGCUGCAAAACUCAGUUUGCCCUAACACAGUUCAUCGGCGCCAUCGCCUUCGCCCAGGAACUUCUUCUUUUUCGUCUUCACUCAACUGAUCACAUGGGGGUCGAAGGCCAUUACCACUUGCUUCUACAAUUUGUCAUUCUUGUUUGUUUAACCACAGCCCUACUGGGCAUCAGACUCCCCAAAAGCUUCUUAAUCGCCUUUGUUAGGUCUGCAAGUAUUUUUUCUCAAGGGCUUUGGUUUAUUUUAACAGGGUACAUGCUUUGGACCCCUGAAUUUAUACCGAAAGGCUGCUUCAUACACAACGACGAUGGUCACCGAGUGGUUCAAUGUCAUACAGAGGAGGCUUUACAGAGAGCUAAGUCACUUGUAAACCUUGCUUUCAGUUGGUUUUUGGUUGGUGUCACUGUAUUUUCAGUGUCUUUGUAUGUGGUUUUAGAUAGAAUUAUUGGAGAAAAUAAAGCUGAGUAUGCAACAUUGAAAAGAGAAGAUGAACAUUCCGAUGAUAUUGAGUCACAGGAGGACACAAAGUUUGGUGCUUUUAAGAGUUUUUAUUGGUAUAAAAAAUGGUGGUUCUGCAACAACUGAAUGUUGAAAGGUAGAACGGAGAAGAUGAUGAGUAAAAACUUAGAUUAUUUUGUGUUGGCUUAAAGAAAAAACAAUGGAUGGCUAGCUUUGGAAGCAUUUAGCCUUUGGGCUUGACUGUAGAUAAAGUUUGUUAUAUACAAAAAUUACGUGUUUUAUUUCGUAUUUGUAUCUACUAAUGAUUAUAAGAAUUUGUAUAAAAGAAUUUAUAUAGAUAAUUAUAAGAUUUUCUUUAUAUUAAA
This is a messenger RNA of Mangifera indica (mango), 1235 nucleotides long. RefSeq names its product transmembrane protein 45B-like. NCBI's taxonomy places the organism in Eukaryota, Viridiplantae, Streptophyta, Magnoliopsida, Sapindales, Anacardiaceae. The record is from RefSeq and is a predicted model, not a curated record. The transcript has a single exon. The coding region runs from base 73 to 996 and encodes 307 amino acids.